AUGUCCCACAAAUUUGGGGAUGGAGCUACACUUAGUAGAUUCAUCAAGGAUUGGACUUCCCUUUCUCAUGGAAAAUCUCAAACCCUGCUCCCACCUCUUGAUUUUAAAGUAUCUUCCCGUUUUCCACCUUCGGUUUUUGCCGUCGAGCUUCCUGCCGACAAGUCUGAAAGAGCGGCUGUUACCGCUGACAAGUGCAUCACGAGGAGGUACAUGUUCGAGGCAUCAAAGAUUGCCAAUCUGAGGGCCAAAGCCGCUGGUAUUAAUGGCAGCCAACUGCAGGGGAAACAGCCGACACGAACCGAAGCUAUUACAGCCUUGAUAUGGAGAUAUGCAAUGAUUGCAUCAAGGCUAAACAAGGGGUUUUCAAUGCACUCUGUGAUGCACCAACUUGUCAACUUCAGAGAACGAGUUGAACCCCCUUUCUCAAAAAACUCCAUUGGAAAAUUUGUGCAAUAUUUUUCAAUUCAGUUAGAGGCAGGCAUGGUAAAGCUUCCAGAUUUGGUGUGUAAAUUCAGGAGAGGAAUUGAAGAGUUUGGUAAGAAAGAAGCAAAAAGGCUUGGAGGAGAUGAUUGGAUGGAAGAGAUUUUCCAAUCAUGGAAAGAGAGAAAAGACAUUUCUAUUAGAGAAGAUACAAAUCUAUAUACAUGCACUAGUUUGUGUGGUUUUGGUUUCUCUGAGACUGAUUUUGGUUGGGGAAAACCAAUAUGGUUGAGCUUAGAUAGUGGAAGUUUUCUCAACAACUUCCUUUUGCUGACAAGCACUAGAGAUGGUGAUGGAGUAGAAGCUUGUGUCUCUCUGGGAAGAAGAUAUGGUAUUAUUUGA
This is a messenger RNA of Ziziphus jujuba (common jujube), 822 nucleotides long. Its product is annotated as BAHD acyltransferase BIA1. Bases 1 to 822 code for a protein of 273 amino acids. NCBI's taxonomy places the organism in Eukaryota, Viridiplantae, Streptophyta, Magnoliopsida, Rosales, Rhamnaceae. The record is from RefSeq and is a predicted model, not a curated record. The transcript has a single exon.